AUGCUCUCCAUCGGGACCAGAGGAGAAAGACACGCCAAAACCACUGAUCCCGAGACCGUCCUUUCCAGAAGUGACACCUAUAAGCAUUUUUCUUUUCUAAUAUCUAAGGGUGGAGCUUGCUGGCUGUAUGUGAACCUGUAUCACGUUGAAAGCAGUUUAAAAACAUUGGCCCUCAAGUUUGGCAACCUGUCCACCAAUAAAGUGAACAUCACUAUUUUUAUAACAAUGCUGGAGAGUUUUCGUUUCACUCUGGACAGUGAGGAGCUGGAGGUGACAAUGCAAACAUUCGAGUGCCACUACAGAAGGGGAAAGUGGCCGACUAGACGUUACUUUAACCAUGUUAAAGAGGUUCUUACAGCGGCUGGAUCCACGGUUGGCAAAUUUCAUGACUGCACACCUCCUCCUUGCAAGACCCCGCCAGCUCCUCCUUUCACACCAGGUGAAAGCAGACAGCAGAACGGUAUGAGCGGAGCAAUUCAUGGGCUCUUGGCGCUGCUCAUCAUCCCUAGCAUGGCGCUUCUGGUCCUCACUGUCACGAUGGUAUUCAGAAGAAGCGACUGUUGUGCGCAAAGAAUGCAUGAAGUCAGCUUGAAUGAGCCCCACGACGGAGCUGAAGAAAGCAGAGCCGGGCCCCACAGCGGAGCUGCGCAAGGGCACCCUGAUUCCAGCUCUAGCAGCCAACAGGACAGGGCAUGGGUGGAUUCUUUAGGGUGUGCAGACACAGAGGUUUAAAUUAAAAAUGCAUGAGGAAACUCAUUGGAAAUGGCAAUAUUUUGCGGUGGAAAUCUCCGGGUUUACGAAGCGGACAAUGAAGGGAAUAUUUUGGCUGUUCCAGGAGGGAUACAUGGGAUGUUUCUAAACUCACUCAUCAAGCCUUACCUGCUCAUCACAAAAAAACAUCAGGCUGAAGAGACGAAUCGCAACUUGUGUCGAGCUUAACCAAUCAAUGAGAGUCUGUUAUUACGGGAUGCCAUCCUAAAAACUAUGGGAGAAUUUCAUCCGGCAGGAAGUGUGGCUCUUUGAUGAGCGCAUUGGUUGGUCUGUUGCGAUGCCCGCGGCAGCUUGCUGGCUUUGAGGAACGCUGCUGGUCCUGCAGGCCUCCGCGAGGAGGAUAAAUGGCUUUUUUGUGCCAGCGCCCCAUUGCAUGAGGACGGUGGUUUAUUUUGCACCAGAAAACAUCUUUGGAACAGAGCACGGGCUUGUCUUGAAACACGUUUGAUUUGCAGCGUGGACUACAAUGCCUAGAUUUUUGGCAUUUACUACUCAUUUGGUAACCAAUAAUGAACCUGAUGGGAUCCUCAGAAGAUCCGGUUCUUCUGAAGAGGGAGGUAUCUGACGUCUCUCGUUUCAUCCAGCUUUAACAUAUUCAAACUAUCUUUCUCACACAAACACACUCUGGCCGGAAGAACUCAACGUCUCUGUCACUCUUGAGAGGGUCUGCAAUCCAGGUCAUCGGUCCGACCGCGUUUUAUUAACUCGCACACUCCAGCGGCGCAACAAGAGCUGAUUGUUUUCGUGACAACAUGGGGAAACCCAGUGAGCAUGAGAAAAGAGCUCACAUGGUAAAGAUGUAACAUCAACAUGACUCAUGUCCCAUAAUUCAAUCUCACUUGCUAUAGCAUCUCUUGAUCAUUCCGGUGUCUGUUUUCCUGCUCGCUGUAACUCAAUAACAUUGUCUUGAGAUUAAGACCAACUGAGUAGAUUAGAAUCGAUUUUUCAAUGUUCAGAUUAGAUAGAUUAGUCAAUGUUCAUGCUGCUUCUUUCUGUACAACAAAGUGUUUGAACGCUUAAGCUGCACUUAA
Molecule: messenger RNA, 1802 nt
Organism: Sinocyclocheilus anshuiensis
Lineage: Eukaryota; Metazoa; Chordata; Actinopteri; Cypriniformes; Cyprinidae
Exons: 6
Coding region: 1-732 (243 amino acids)
Biological process (GO): cell adhesion; positive regulation of cell population proliferation
Cellular component (GO): plasma membrane
Molecular function (GO): cytokine activity; stem cell factor receptor binding
Source: RefSeq, a predicted model, not a curated record